CACGUGACCAAACACGGAAGUAAUUUCUUUACUGUUCGAAAUCGGUCGUUUGAUUCAGUUGGGUCAACAUUUACACACUUUUUGAACAAGUUAUUCAAUCGAUUUCAACUGUAAAGAUGACACAAGCAGAAAAGGAGCAGGAUAAUGGAAAGGAAAAGGAAAAAGAACGCGAAAAAGAGAAGGAGAGAGAGCAGCGAGGAGUGAAAAGACCCAUUGCUCCGCCGAUCAUCCCGGAGCCUCUCCAGGAGCAAAUACAGAGCAACUUUGUAAUAGUUAUCCAUCCCGGAUCAAGGACGCUCCGCAUUGGCCGAGCGACGGACAACAUUCCGGUCACGGUCCCACACGUGAUAGCGCGCCGUCACAAGCAAAGUGGCCAACCCAGAUAUGAAGACGCCUGGUUGCUCAGGGACGGUCUAAAUAAACCCGAGAGUAACGAACAAAGGCAGAAUGGCCUUAAAAUGGUUGACCAGGCCAUUUGGUCCAAGAAGAUGUCAAAUGGAGUGAGGAGGACGCCAGUGACUGCGGAGCAGGCGAGAGCGUACAACUGUAAGAUCCGUCCAGCUGUGCUAGACAGCAGCUCAAGAGUCAAAUGGACCAACACAGCUCACCAUCCCCCACAUUUGAUAGGAGAGGAGGCCCUGUAUGUGAAACCAACAGACAGUUACAACAUCCACUGGCCUAUAGUACGAGGUCAACUCAACGUGCACUCUGGUCCAGGAGGCUCGAUGACUGCUGUACUGGCUGACCUCGAGACCAUUUGGAGUCAUGUUAUACAGAAGAACUUGGAGAUCCCCCUCAAAGACCUAAAGUACUACAGAUGCAUCCUCUUGGUACCUGAUAUCUACAACAGGCAACAUGCCAAGGAACUGGUCUCGAUGCUUCUGAUUAAUAUGGGCUUUUCAGCAAUUAUAGUGCACCAGGAGUCCGUAUGUGCCACAUUCGGCAGCGGGUUGAGCAGCGCUUGCGUCGUAGACGUGGGAGAUCAGAAGACAAGUCUCUGCUGUGUAGAGGAUGGAGUUUCCCAUCGGAACUCCAGGUUGUCUUUGGCAUACGGUGGCGCAGAUGUGACCCGCAUUUUAUUCUGGCUCCUCCAAAGGGCAGGAUUUCCAUAUAGAGACUGUCAGCUGUCCAACAGAUUGGAUUGUCAGUUACUACAACAUAUCAAGGAGACGCUAUGUCAUCUCGACCAGGACAUAUCAGGACUCCAAGAUCAUGAAUUUCAAACACGUUUCCCAGAUGCUCCAGCUCUUCUAUUCCAGGUUCGCUUAGGAGAUGAGAAAUUACAGGCACCCAUGGGAUUGUUUUACCCCAGCACAUUUGGUAUCGUGGGUCAGAAGAUGACAUCACUACAGUAUCGUUCCCAAGGUGACUCCGAAGACCCUCAUGAUGAACUAUAUUUACUGGCCACACACAGCAAACAGGACCAGUCUUCCAAAUCUGCUACAGACCGCAAAGCGAUUUCAAGACCUGGUGGAGCUUUGGACAGUGACAUGAGUGGUCAAGGAGGCAUUGGGGAACUAUCAGAACUGCCCAGGGGGAGCGGCAGCAGUGGAGCAAUGCAAGGGGAGACAGACAUCGGGGCUGUGCAGGGGGAGUGCCUGAUGGGAGUUGGGGAGGCAGAAGAACCACUCUCCACACAUCUCUCCAGAAAGACUGCAAUCAUGAACCAGUUUGAAGGGAAAGCACUGGGCUUAGAUAAAGCCAUCCUGCAUAGCAUUGACUGCUGUGCCUCGGACGAAACAAAGCGAAAGAUGUACAGCUCAAUCCUGGUCGUGGGCGGAGGGCUGAUGUUUCAUGGUGCUCAGGAGUUCCUGCUUCACCGCAUCAUUAACAAGAUGCCUCCAUCCUUCAGAAGGCUUGUGGACAACGUGGAAGUUAUCACAAGGCCAAAGGACAUGGACCCCCGACUGAUAUCAUGGAAAGGGGGAGCAGUGCUAGCCUGUCUGGACACAACACAAGAAAUGUGGAUUUACCAGAGAGAGUGGCAGCGGUUUGGCGUUCGAAUGUUACGUGAGCGAGCUGCUUUUGUUUGGUGAAACCACAAAGGUUUACACAAACACUGAUUUGUUUUGUCUUCUCCUAUGAUUUUCAAGAAAAAAGUUGUUUUGAUGAUUGUUUCACAUUCACAAAUUACAAUAAAAACAUGGGUGUGUGGUAGGCCUGCACAAUAUAUUGUUUGAACAUCGCCAUCGCGAUGUGCGCAUGCGCUUUAGUCCCAUCGCAGGAUGUGCGUUUGUUUUUUUAACACGCGUCUGUGUGAUUAAAGUACUGUAUGAGAAAACUAUCAAUGUGUUUUAGUGUGUACAAGGCUGUGUGGGUCACCUGAUCUUUUUAUUUUGUUGUUUAAAAUGUUUUAAUAUUUUUGCUGCUGUUGAGGUGUGAAAUAGUGUUAAAUAAAUCGAUUUUGUGCUGAGA
Messenger RNA from Corythoichthys intestinalis (scribbled pipefish), 2415 nucleotides. It is a transcript of the gene actr8, whose product is annotated as actin related protein 8. Lineage: Eukaryota; Metazoa; Chordata; Actinopteri; Syngnathiformes; Syngnathidae. The record is from RefSeq and is a predicted model, not a curated record. The coding region runs from base 117 to 2036 and encodes 639 amino acids. The transcript has 13 exons. Gene Ontology annotation, biological process: regulation of DNA-templated transcription; double-strand break repair. Gene Ontology annotation, cellular component: Ino80 complex.